Orcinus orca (killer whale) is the source of this 789-nucleotide messenger RNA. RefSeq names its product peptidyl-prolyl cis-trans isomerase A-like. Gene Ontology annotation, biological process: protein folding; protein peptidyl-prolyl isomerization. The record is from RefSeq and is a predicted model, not a curated record. The transcript has a single exon. Lineage: Eukaryota; Metazoa; Chordata; Mammalia; Artiodactyla; Delphinidae. Gene Ontology annotation, molecular function: peptidyl-prolyl cis-trans isomerase activity. Bases 16 to 564 code for a protein of 182 amino acids.
CAAGCUCCUUUAAGAAUGAUCCCAGCUUUGCAGACGCCGUCACCCUGGAACUUCCUGCGCUGCCCAACCAUGGUCAACCCUACCGUGUUCUUUGACAUCGCCAUCGACGGUGAGCCCUUGGGCUGCGUCUCCAUCGAGCUGUUUGCAGACAAAGUUCCAAAGACAGCAGAAAACUUUCGUGCUCUGAGCACUGGGGAGAAAGGCUUUGGUUAUAAAGGUUCCUGCUUUCACAGAAUAAUUCCGGGAUUUAUGUGGCAGGGUGGUGACUUCACACGCCAUAAUGGCACUGGUGGCAAGUCCAUCUAUGGGGAGAAAUUUGAUGAUGAGAAUUUCCUCCUGAAGCAUACGGGUCCUGGCAUCUUUUCCAUGGUAAAUGCUGGCCCCAACACAAACGGUUCCCAGUUUUUCAUCUGCACUGCCAAGACUGAGUGCUUGGACGGCAAGCAUGUGGUCUUUGGCAAGGUGAAAGAGGGCAUGAAUAUUGUGGAAGCCAUGGAGCGCUUUGGGUCCAGGAAUGGCAAGACCAGCAAGAAGAUCACCAUUGCUGACUGCGGACAAAUCUAAUAAUAAAUUUGACUUGUGUUUUAUCUUAACCACCAGACCAUUCCUUCUGUAGCUCAGGAGAGCACCCAUUCAUCUCCAUCUGCUUGAAAUAUCCUAUAAUCUUUGUGCUCUCAUUGCACUUCUUUGGGUUCCAUAUUUUCCUUAUUCCCCUCCAAGUUUAGCUGAAUUGCAAAGUUAAGUUUAUGGUUAUGAAAUAAAAACUAAACAACCAAAAAAAAAAAAAAA